Carassius carassius (crucian carp) is the source of this 1735-nucleotide messenger RNA. Its product is annotated as failed axon connections homolog. The coding region runs from base 195 to 1427 and encodes 410 amino acids. Gene Ontology annotation, cellular component: cytoplasm. Lineage: Eukaryota; Metazoa; Chordata; Actinopteri; Cypriniformes; Cyprinidae. The transcript has 6 exons. The record is from RefSeq and is a predicted model, not a curated record.
UGCGUCGUGACGUCACUGAGCUCCAGCACAGCAACAAAAGAGGAUGCGGAGCUGCGCGCGGGAGCCGAAUCCCGUUAAAAUGCAUUUAUUUUGCUUUGCGAGACCUAACACAUAACCAUGUAACAUUUGUCCGUAUUUAUAUGGAUAAAUGAAGUGGCGCAGGAUUCGUUGUAGGAAGCGGGAGGAGAGAGAGAAUGUACUGGGUCGCUGGUUUUGCCUCCUCCCGCUCGUUCGUGGUUGAUCUUGGCCGGAAUCAGAGCCCGUCCCUCGGGUUGUGUUGCUCUGAUGAGCGUCACUUAUUUCAUGGAUACAUAGUAGCCAUCCCUGUGCAGUAUUUCGGCGGGAUCAUGUCGGGUCUGGUAUCGGAUUCCUGGUGGAGGAAGACGCUUUACAUCACCGGAGGUGCCCUGCUGGCUGCGGCUGCGUAUCUGCUGCACGAGCUGCUCUCCAUCAGGAAAGAACAACAGUUGGAUUCUAAAGAUGCCAUCAUCCUUCACCAGUUCUCCAGGCCAAAAAACGGGGUGCCAAGCCUUUCACCUUUCUGCCUGAAAAUGGAGACCUAUCUGCGCAUGGUUGAUCUCCCCUAUCAAAAUUACUUCGAUGGAAGCCUCUCUUCCCAGGGCAAGAUGCCUUGGAUCGAGUAUAAUUACAAGCAGGUGUGCGGUACUGAAUUUAUAAUUGACUUUCUGGAGGAGAAACUUGGUGUGAGCCUAAACAAGAGUCUAAGCGCUCAGGAGCAGGCGGUAGCGCAGGCCAUCACCACCAUGGUGGAGGAACACUUGUACUGGACCAUUGCUUACUGUCAGUGGGUGGAUAAUGUUGAAGAGACUCGAAGGAUGCUGGACUUUCCCGGGCCCCUCAGUGACCUGCUGAAAUGGAUCCUGUGUCAGCUGACUGGUGGCAUUGUAAAGCGAGAGAUGUACUGUCACGGCAUUGGCUGCUUCACUAAGGAGGAAGUUUACACCCUCAUGGAGAAGGACAUGCGCACACUGGCCACACUGCUAGGGGAUAAGAAGUACAUCAUGGGUCCCAAGCUGUCCAGUGUGGAUGCCACGGUGUUCGGUCACCUUGCGCAAGCCAUGUGGACACUGCCUGGCACACGGCCUGAGCAGCUCAUUAAAGGAGAACUGAUCAACCUCGCCAUGUACUGUGAGCGCAUACGGAGGAAGUUCUGGCCCGAGUGGUUUGUGGACUUGGAGGACUUCUGUUACGACAGCGACAAUGAUGCUAGCAGCGGGACCCCUACCUGUAUGCUGGACCUUGGUCUCUUUUCCAGGACAGACACUUUAGAGGGAAGUGAUCUAAGCCUCCAGUCACACAGUAAUACACACUCGCAAGACUCGGACCACUCUGCACGCUCGCUCUCAGACUCUGACAUUGAAGCAGAUGGCUCGGAUGUGGAGCAGCAGGUCACGGGUAAAAUCUAAAAAGAGGUUGCUUUUUAUCUGGUGUAAGAGAGCUUUUUGGGAUGCAUUGUGGCUCCAGAACUCUUAUUGAUAUUUCUUGCCUGGAUAAAUCACACUUUGAUGAACCUGAAUAAAAAAAACUAAAUGUGUUAGUCAUGGACAUGUACACAUAAAGAUUUACACCACAGAAGUUGAACGCAUGUUAAAGAUCCUUCAUUCUCAUCAUUGUAAAAAAUUAUGCCUCCAUCCUUCUCAGAAGUGUUUGUUUGUUUCAUUAUGGUUUCUAAUUAGCUUUCAUUUCAAGGAAACAAAUAUUUCAUGGUUUUACA